AUGCGUUGCGCGCUUCAACUCCAGGGGGAAGUGUGUGCGGAUCUCCGUGUGAUCACCGCGGAUGUGAACCGCCGGGUGUGUAGCCUGGAGUGUACAGGGGAAGAAACCCAGAAAAGUGAAGUGUUGUGUCGCCGGGACCUCCGGGUCGGUCAGGCGUGCGUCACAGAAGUGCCGCUGACUGGUGGUCGGGACAAUAUCGGAUCUGCGCUAGUGAACCGGUCCGGAGGCAGCAGCUUGGAGGCCGCUCCAGUGACCACGGAGACCACCAGCGGUAGCCUCAGUGCUGUCCGUGUAGAUGGGAGUGACUAUGCACACAGCAGCGGAGGCAGUGAUGAGGCGAAUGCUGACGGGGGAACAACACAAUUGCCUGGAUCCCCAAAGUGGUCCACCGUUCUAAAAAGAGGAAAGCCGCACCCUGGUGGAAAAACGGGAACCCGACAUACCUCUGUACCUGGACUGCGGAAGCCAGGAACAGCUUGA
This is a messenger RNA of Knipowitschia caucasica, 480 nucleotides long. The record is from the annotation of a GenBank genome assembly. Lineage: Eukaryota; Metazoa; Chordata; Actinopteri; Gobiiformes; Gobiidae.